CCAGCGCAUCCCGGUGCUCCCGCAGCCCUCCUCGCGCCUCGCGGGGCGCAGCAGGCUCGCCCGGUGGCCGCUCGCCGCCUCCUCCGCUCCUGCGCGGCUGUGGGCGCCUCGGCGCGCCCCGGGCACCGCAACCCUGCGGCGGGGCGCGUGGGACAAUGCGGCUAUGGUGCGCCGGGAUCGCCUGCGCAGGAUGAGGGAGUGGUGGGUCCAGGUGGGGUUACUGGCCGUGCCCCUGCUGGCCGCCUACCUGCACAUCCCGCCGCCGCAGCUCUCCCCGGCCCUGCACUCGUGGAAGACCUCUGGCAAGUUCUUCACCUACAAGGGACUGCGCAUCUUCUACCAAGACUCUGUGGGUGUGGUUGGCAGCCCCGAGAUAGUUGUGCUUCUACAUGGCUUUCCAACAUCCAGCUACGACUGGUACAAGAUCUGGGAAGGGCUGACCCUGAGGUUCCAUCGAGUGAUCGCCCUGGAUUUCUUAGGCUUUGGCUUUAGUGACAAGCCGAGACCACACCAGUAUUCCAUAUUUGAGCAGGCAAGCAUCGUCGAGUCGCUCCUGCGGCACCUGGGGCUCCAGAACCGCAGAAUCAACCUGCUGUCUCACGACUAUGGGGACAUUGUUGCCCAGGAGCUACUGUACAGAUACAAGCAGAAUCGAUCUGGCCGGCUGACCAUAAAGAGUCUCUGCCUGUCAAACGGAGGCAUCUUUCCUGAGACCCACCGCCCUCUCCUUCUCCAAAAGCUCCUCAAAGAUGGAGGUGUGCUGUCGCCUAUCCUCACGAGGCUCAUGAACUUCUUCGUGUUCUCUCGAGGUCUCACCCCCGUCUUUGGACCAUACACCCGGCCCUCGGAGAGUGAGCUGUGGGACAUGUGGGCCGGGAUCCGCAACAAUGACGGAAACCUGGUUAUCGACAGUCUUUUACAGUACAUCAAUCAAAGGAAGAAGUUUAGAAGACGCUGGGUGGGAGCGCUUGCUUCUGUGACCAUCCCCAUUCAUUUUAUCUAUGGGCCACUGGAUCCUAUAAACCCCUAUCCAGAGUUUUUGGAGCUGUACAGGAAAACGCUGCCGCGGUCCACAGUGUCGAUUCUGGAUGACCACAUUAGCCACUACCCACAGCUAGAGGAUCCCAUGGGCUUCUUGAAUGCAUAUAUGGGCUUCAUCAACUCCUUCUGAGCUGGAAAGAGUAGCUUCCCUGUAUUACCUCCCCCAUUCUCGUAUCUGUGUGUAUUCCACUUAGAAAUGCCCAAAAGAGGUCCUGGCAAUCAAAUACUAUUCUUUCAUAAAAGUCCA
This is a messenger RNA of Psammomys obesus (fat sand rat), 1288 nucleotides long. RefSeq names its product mesoderm specific transcript (gene Mest). The record is from RefSeq and is a predicted model, not a curated record. The transcript has 12 exons. The coding region runs from base 164 to 1171 and encodes 335 amino acids. NCBI's taxonomy places the organism in Eukaryota, Metazoa, Chordata, Mammalia, Rodentia, Muridae. Gene Ontology annotation, molecular function: catalytic activity.